AUGAACUUCGCCUUUCGUGUGGAACCUCUUGCCUUUCAUUGGUUGAAUGCAACCGCUGUUCGUCGCGCUCAAAGGGCGUUGAUUCAGUCCAAAACUUAUGCAUUUGAUCGUAAUGUUGGCAUUCAGAAAGAGAUAUCGAAGAAAAGACAGGAUGUCCUACUUGGAGGUGGCGCUGAACGGAUAGCUGCUCAACACAAAAAAGGGAAGCUUACUGCACGUGAGAGAAUAGAUCUUCUUCUUGACGAUGGUAGCUUUACGGAGUACGACGCAUUUGUUGAGCAUGAUUGCACCAACUUCGCUAUGGACAAAUGUAAAAUUCCUUGCGAUAGCGUUGUUACUGGACGCGGUACAAUUCACGGUCGCACUGUUUUCUUGUUCAGCCAGGACUUCACUGUCUUCGGUGGCACGUUGAGUAUGGCCCACGCAAGGAAGAUCUGUAAAGUUAUGGAUCAGGCUCUAGUUGUCGGUGCUCCAGUAAUCGGCCUUAAUGACUCUGGUGGUGCCCGUAUCCAGGAGGGUGUGGCGUCUCUUGCUGGCUAUGCAGAAAUCUUUCAGCGGAACGUUAAUGCCUCUGGCGUUGUUCCCCAGAUAUCUCUCCUUCUCGGGCCUUGUGCUGGUGGCGCCGUCUACUCACCCGCUUUGACUGACUUCGUUUUUAUGGUCAAUGAUACCUCUCACCUUUUUGUCACUGGUCCUGAUGUUAUCAAACAAGUAACUAACGAAAGUGUUAUCUCGGAGGAUCUUGGUGGCGCGAGAACGCACACAACCAUCUCUGGAGUUGCUCACAACGCUUUCGACAACGACGUCGAUGCUCUCCUGAAUCUGCGCGAAUUCAUGUCGUAUCUACCUUCGAAUAACCGUGAGGCUGCCCCCAUUCGUGAGUGUCACGACCCUGUUGAUCGCAUGGUUCCAUUUCUUGAUUCAGUCGUGCCUUUUGAUCCCACAACCCCCUAUAACAUCCUUGAUGUCAUUCGCGCCAUCGUGGAUGAGCGUGAGUUCUUUGAAAUCAUGCCCAACUACGCCAAAAACAUCGUAGUCGGUUUCUCUCGCCUUGGUGGUCAGACGGUCGGUGUUGUCGCUAACCAGCCAUGUGUUGCUGCCGGCUGCCUAGACAUCAAUGCAUCCGUGAAGGCCGCCCGCUUUGUCCGUUUCUGUGACGCUUUCAACAUCCCACUGAUAACUUUCGUUGACGUUCCCGGAUUCUUACCCGGCACCGUCCAGGAAUACGGCGGCAUCAUACGUCACGGGGCCAAGCUCAUAUUUGCUUACUCCGAGGCCACUGUGCCAAAGCUUACUGUCAUUCUUCGCAAGGCCUAUGGCGGUGCCUACUGCGUGAUGAGCUCCAAGCAUCUCCGCGGUGAUGUUAACUAUGCUUGGCCCACAGCUGAGAUUGCUGUGAUGGGAGCUAAGGGCGCUGUACAAAUUAUUUUUCGUAAUGAGGAGGACAAGUCGAAGGCCGAGGAGGACUAUUCGCGCGCAUUCGCGAAUCCUUUCCCGGCCGCCGCUCGUGGUUUCAUCGAUAGCAUUAUUGAUCCGCGAACAACUCGGCUUCGUCUCUGCUCUGAUCUCGUCAUGCUGCGGCGCAAACGUCUCGAGAAUCCAUGGAAGAAGCAUGCAAAUAUGCCUUUGUAG
Mesocestoides corti is the source of this 1632-nucleotide messenger RNA. NCBI's taxonomy places the organism in Eukaryota, Metazoa, Platyhelminthes, Cestoda, Cyclophyllidea, Mesocestoididae. The record is from the annotation of a GenBank genome assembly.